Acanthoscelides obtectus is the source of this 6975-nucleotide messenger RNA. NCBI's taxonomy places the organism in Eukaryota, Metazoa, Arthropoda, Insecta, Coleoptera, Chrysomelidae. The record is from the annotation of a GenBank genome assembly.
CGGCGCUGCUAUAAAACGCGACGUAGUCCGCGAGCCGCUCAGUUACAGUCCGAAGCUAGGUCAUCAACGAGAGUGAGUGGCAGUAGCGAUUAAUCGGCUCCGAACACUCCGCGUGACCCACUUUCAAACACGUUCCAGUGCCUUUUUAGACUGACUUUGUGAUAUAUUGUGAUACUAGUUGCUAAGUUCGCGCAUCAUGCCUGCUCCCAUCGACACCAAGGAGGUCCAACUUGGAACCCUCUCUGAACCUGACGACGUCAAGGAACUGAUUUCAUCGUCGAAGCUGAUGGACCCUAGGGAUAGUAUCUCCUCGAUCGAUAGCGAUGUGUCUUUAACUUUCGAUAAGGCUACCUUAACCGAAACCGCAACUGAAGAUGAAGGUGCUCAUAUGGGAGACUUGAGUGACAGCUGUUCUGACAAUGGCGGCAAGGAUUCGGGGUGUGAAGUUACUCCUGAGGUAACCGAACCACCGUUCACACCUCCUUCUGAAGAAUUGGCUGACAAGAUCGUCCAACAAGUGGAGUUUUACUUCUCUGACGCUAACAUCACGAAAGACGCAUUCCUGUUGAAACAUGUGAAACGUAAUAAGGAAGGAUACGUUUCCUUGAAGCUGAUUUCAAGCUUUAAACGCGUGAAGCACCUUACGAAAGAUUGGAGGGUUGUAGCUCAUGCUUUAUCUCGCUCGACGAAGCUAGAAAUCAACGAAGCUGGCACUAAGCUUCGCAGAUUGGACCCUUUGCCUCAGUAUGACGAGACUACACCGUCCAGGACCAUUGUAGCUGUCCACAUGCCUAUAGAAAAACCCACCAUCGAAAACGUAGCAGAAUUGUUCAAGUCCUGCGGGGAGAUAGCUCUGAUAAGGAUUCUAAGACCAGGCAAUCCGAUACCAGCUGAUGUCAGGCAGUUCAUCAACAAAAAUCCUUCCUUAGCUGGAAUGACUUGCGCUCUAGUGGAAUUUGUAGCUUCAGAAUCUGCUAGGAACGCCAUUAAAAUGCAGAGUUCCCUAGGAGAUCCUUUCAAGGUGUAUGAAUUGAACAAUAUUCCUCAUCCAGAGAGGAAGAAGAAGACUAACACCAAGAAGAACGAGAAAAAUAAUAACAAUAACAACAAUCAUACGACGAACAGGAAUAUUAUAUCGGAAUCGGACUAUAUUUCGUCGUCUUGCCAAAGUGGAUCAGAAGCUGAGGACAAGAUGAGAUUCGACCCUAGAAACAAAACCCGUCGUGGCUCUUCAGGCUACUUCCCCAACAGAUAUAUCGAACCAGCAGCCUGGCUCCAAAGACGCUUGUCAGCCUCCAGUACCGAGGCUAACUUCAUCUACAUGCCCCGUAGACUCUCGUAUAGCAGCAGAGAUUCAAGCGAUUCCAGCCUGUUUAUCCCCAGGCGUAUGAGCGCCAGCUGCGUACACGAGAUCUCAUCCAGGAGGAUGUCUUCUACCAGCACAGACAGCACGGGCCCCAGGUCGAGAAGUAACAGCAAUGUGUUCCAGAACAACGAGAAUGUUCUGCGAAUGCCCAGGGGCCCAGAUGGCAGCAGGGGUUUUAGGCAAAGACUGCCUACCGUAGCGCAGUAAGUGAGAUGAUCUCGUGGAUGGGUGUUGGAACCCAGGUUCUAGGUGGAUACCCGGUCUCGAACGACCAGAAAAAGUUGAGGAAAUUCAGCAUCGAACUAGUGAGAUUGCAGUUCUAAAGACGAUUCAUGAGUUAACAUUAAGAUUGGUACUUUCACUGUCGGGGAAUGCAGAUCAUCUGCUACUACUUUGCUACUUCUAUAAGGUCGUGAAGUAUCAAAGGAUCAUCAGCUCACGUACUGUCUGGAAGGUGAUAUCACCUUAGCACCACAGCAAAUGCGUGGUGUGAUCUUCUAGAUGAAUUUUAUCGUUAAAACCUCUAUUCUGUAAUUUCAGUAAUAUUGAGUAGAAGGUGCUCUAAUUGGUGCUUCGGAAUUUUGUUUAAAAAAUGCCUGUUAUGCUCCUUCAAAUGUUUCUAAAGAUGGAUCAUUCUUCAACUAAAAUUUUGCCAUCUGUUGCCGUAUUAUCAAAUUGAAACCACGGAACGUAAACCUUUACCUUUACUAGAACGUUUACACAAUUCUGAACGUACACGCUCAUUGAUGGCAAGGAUGGGUUCCGUCACACAUAAUCAAAUGACAGCCCACACACUUGAGCGACGAGAAGGAAGGCGACGUGUCACGUUUAACACGAGCAAGUGUCAAAUGUCACCGCGGUUCCCUUCGUGUCGCAUCUCCUCAAUGUGCUUGCACUUUGAUACAUAACCAAAUUCCCAGGCUUCUAGAUGACAGGCUCGAUAUUGACUUAUGUCAAGUCGUUGAAGAAUGGCGCCAAAUUUAAAUCUCGAAGUAUCUGUUAGGACACCAUUUAUGAUUUCAGUGGUUAUAAAGUAGCAUUUAAUAGUUUAGUUGUCUUCUUGUCAAAGUGCGAUGAGGCUAAACUGGGAUUUCCCCUUCAAAAAGGAAGAUUAUCCUCAAAUAUGGCUCAAAAUGCCAGUGGCUUGCUGGAGAGUCUCUAGAAUUUCCGCCGUUAGAUUUGCAUUGAGCCAGUUUGAUCUAGAUUCAUCGAAAAUACGUUAAUUUGUUUCACUCGAAUUAUGUUAUAUCAGUUGUUUACAGAUUUGGUGAAAGAUAAAGCAAUUCAUAUAACAUAUAUCUGAAUCGAAAACAUAAACGUUUCUGAGAUCAGACGCGGUCUAAGCAUACUGAAAUAUCGAAUGAUUGCUCAGAGGCACAUUCAAAAUAACAAUCCCUUGGAGUCUUUAUUUUGUUAUAGAAAUUCUAUAUAUUUGACGAUUUUUUGAUGACAUCUAAAUCGCUUCUGGCGGUACGUUCGAAUUUAGAAAAUUUUCGUUGUGCAAGAAGCAAUAUGUGACAUUUCUCCGAAAACAAAAAUAAUCUGUAAAAAACAAGUGCUAAGAAUGUUUUUAUUCUCAUUUUAGCACCAUCUUCUCUAAAUAUAGCGCAAGUGAUAAAAUUAAUGUGUCAAAACAAUUUUUUUUGUAUUUCGAAAUGAACGCAUGCAUUUUAAAAAUAUGCAUAUAAAAAUAGCUUUAUCAAGUUGCCUGCAGAACAGCACGUAUUCCGAGAUACGUAUAUCACAACCGCAUGUUUUUGCUCGACAUGUCCACAACAAAGUGAGCCUCUCACGAUAAGAAUCAUUCGAACCUUUUUAAUAACAUCAUACAUUUUAUUACUAUUUCAGUAAUUGUGGUUUCAAAGUUCUUUUAUUUGCUAUCAAAAUUAUCAGGUAUUUCUGUCAGCGGUUGGUUUCUCCCACCAAAUUUCAGGGUCACUAAAUCCGUGGUUAGUAUCAACUAUUUGAGAUGCACUCACUCAGAUUCUGGCCAGAUUCUAAAUUGGACAAGCUUCUUUUGCAAAAGGCAGAAGACAGACAAAUAUACGCAACAGUAACAAUAGCUAUAAAAGUAUAAAAUUAGAAAUUCUCUGAAACCAUUAGAAAGAAGCCAUUCGUAUCUACUUUCUCCUAUAAGUUAUCUUGUAGUGCAAGUGGGUUAGACAACAUAUGUGAACGGAUAACGAAAAGCAAAUAGUUCUGAUAAUACACCUUUAAUAUUUAUGAUCGGUUGAGUUUAUUUGGUAAUAAAUACGGUACAAUGAACAGAUUGUGGUUAUAAAACUGAAGUACAACGCUUGUGGGUUUUUACAAUUGAAGUGGAAUUUCGAGUUAUUUCCAUAUAUCACAUACUUCGUCUAUACCUACAAUAACUACUGCAAGUUGGAAGUAAUAUGCCAACAAACACUCGUGAGACUGCUCGAAAUGGUGGGAAGAUGAAAACUCAUUCACCUUUCUAUGCUAGUACCGAACGUACUAUUCUAGAAUGGUGACGUAACACCUGUAACUUAUUAUGGUUUUCUGGCCAAAUGUUUUUCCAAGGCACUGUGAUACUGACAAUACAUUUUAUAUGUAUCUUUUGUUUUUCCUUUUAUUCGUUAUUAUACAGCCUGAGCACGCGAUGGUCAGGAAGUUGCUUUUUCCCAAAAACGUACAUCCAAAACUCUCGAGAAUUCUUUAAAAGUAGGCUAUCCCCCGGCAACGUGUAAUCUUUCCUCAACGUCAUAAAAAAUCGUAUGAUGUUAACGCGUUUGGUCAUUUUUCUCAGAAUCUCAUUCUGCGAUUGCGAAAUUAACAAAAACUACAACCCAGUUUAUCCGUUCACUGACGUCAUUGAUAGCUGCAAAACAAAUGAAGUAUCUUUAACCUCUCAACCGAGUAUGUAUAUUUAACUUGACCCCACUAUCAUAAUGUGUGAUAUCUCUAGAGCUUUAAUGUAGCUUCGUUCAUGAUUUGAGUCACGUUUCAGAUUACAGUAAAUGCUUGUAAAAUCUAGCUGCACGUUUUAUGGAUGACUGCAAAGAAUAGCUGAUAAAAUGUAUCUAGGAUCGACUCGAUCAGUGACAUAAAGAUUAUAAUAACAAAAAUUAGAAGUUAAUUAUUUUUACGUAAUAACUUUCUAAAUGGUAUAUCAAACCAAAAAUACUCUGUUUCAAAAAUUCAUUGAGUAAACAAAACCAGAUGUCUUGACCUAUUCCAAGAACUUUCAAGCUCUUUUUAUUAUUAUCCAGUCUUCUGGAUGUACGUGAUUCAAAUCAGACGUUUCAGAAGUAAUCGUCUGACUUUAGCGACCAUUUACCUUUAGUAAAUAAAAACAACAUGAACUUAUCUCAAGCUCAUUUCGCGAUUAUCAGGAAUUUUGGGUUUACGUGAUUCGAGUCACAACGGCAUCGACUAUUUUCGUAAAUAAGAAUGUUUGUUUUUCAGUCGGUGUUGAUAAAACAUGUUUAAGAUGAAAACAAAGCCGCGUGCCAAAAUCGAUGGCAAUUCCCUUGGAAGAUAUCCAAUGAGACAUCCUUGCAGUGAUGUCAAGGUUCUUGUUAUUUAUCAUUAUUUAUUUAUUCAUCCGUAUGCCUCGAGGAAAGAUAUAAAUCCAGAUUCUUGAAAUAUAAUAUGAAACAUUGCGAUAACUUGAUACGUACACUAUGAUUCUUCGUUAUCAAGCCGGAAAUUUAUUAUUUCUUAGUAUUCAGUUUUUCUACAUUGAUAUCUGCUUCCAACUAGUUUAAAAACUAACGACAUGCUGUAAAUAAGUUUCAACACUGAGAACAAAAGUGUCAAAGCUCUUACAUCUGCUUAAGAACCAAUUCAUUCCGACAAAAGAUAGAGGGCCAUGAAACUAUCCCACAUAGCGUAACCUCGACAUCGUAGGAAGCCUUGAAAUGGCAGUUCAAUGUUUUUUAGCCGCUCUGCAUGUGAAUGAAACUGGAACCACAUCGCAGCGCUCGGUGCGCUUAACCCACUUUCUGGGCACUUUCACCGAGCAGUGCUGCGGCUCGGCGACGUAGCAAAGAAAAUUUUAGAAAUUUCUACGUUAGAACGGCUCGCCAGACUGAUGUCUCGAGCAGACUCGACUGUAUAUACUGCAAGACAAAAAAAUCCUAAAUCAUCAAAGGAGAUGCAGUUUUCUCAAUCUGACGAAAUGUUGUCAGAAAACUUGAAUUAUGGAAAAAGUUCAUAUGAGCAUAGCUCCGGAAAUCGUUUGUUUCUGAAAUACAAAUUAAACUUGAGCGUCUUCAAUUUUUUACCUUAUUACAUUUUCCGAAAUGAAUUAUCAAACGUCAAAUCAACAUGUAUUUGUGUUUUCUGAAGCAUUUACAUAUGUAGCUGACAGGUCUCUAUGUUUAGCGAAAAGCGUCAAUGAUUUUGCGAAAGAUUUGUGUCAAUAUCCGUUUCGCGUUUUCGAAAUAGGAAUUGCUAUAUUUAUUUACAAGUGCAUCAGUCUCUAAAUUGUUAUUAAACAAUAAUAAUCGGGCUCUCAGUGUAUUUAAUGAACAAUAGAGUACUCCAAAAAAACACCUUUCAAUCAGAAUCAACAUGGAUUUGACAAAACGACACUUACUUUUACUUACUUUUGCCAAACCCAUGGCGCCCAAUUUUUCACUCAACACAAAGAUAUACACACCAAAAUAGGCAAUUUUUAUAAUCAUAUUCCCAAAAAGACGUCCAGCCUUCCAAGGCGACAAGCGAGCAUAGGGUUAUCUGUCGUUUUUUAAUGUACCAGACGCGUCACCUGGAUAGGUCAAAAAGCUAUUUUUUCAAGAUUCGCCAUAAUCCUGGAUUUAGGGGGAGGUAAGGGUUAGAAUUUCGUCAAAAGUGCGAAGAGGUCGAAAAGACUGGUUUGUCAGUUUCAAUGUCGAGCAGUAUAAGUGCAUGUGAAUGAACGAUACGCUUUUUAACCAUUCAAAUGGCGGUGCGCUGCCUUUCUUCUGCUUAGUUUACCAUUCGUAGCAUAUAAUGACGAAAGACAUUCUGAAAGUAUAACGUAUGCCCUUUUCACGAUUGCAAUGCCAGAAGAAAACACCGAUAGAUAUCCUUACACUUCUUUGAGCUAACCUGUCGACAUUCGCCUUUGAAGUACUUCUUCAAGCUGUCGGAAAUCAAGGAAAAUUGCAAACUGGAAUAUGUUUAUUAGAAUAAUCAGGCUAUCGUCGCAGAAAUGAGAGUUGCGAAAAAUGUCACAUAUUGAAAACAUUAAAUAAUAGACAUUUCAAACGUUGAAAUGGUAACCAAUAUAUGCAUUGAAAAUGUGUUUUCUAGAGUUUUUUUUAUAGAAUGUAAAGAGCGUGUUCGACCUGUAACUGUUUUGUUCUAGAAACAGUGGUUAUAUUUAGAUUUUAGACUUUUUUUAGAUUAUAAGUAGUGAGAAGUGGGAAGACCGUUAAUUUUCAGUGGAUUGUACUUAAAUUGUAUGUUUUGUAAUUUUUGUAUAUUUUCCAUGUACAUCCUAGGAUCAAUGAUUAUCAUCGAGAUUGAGUUAGUUUUUAGUUAGUUUUGCAAUUUUUGUACGUCUCAUUCAUUCUAGGAUAUACAUGUAUACAUUUGAGUAUAUGUAUAUGGAUUUAUAUUUAUUACAUUUAUUUAUUAAAAAACUGAAACAUUUUUACAAA